AUGCAACUCAAAGGCUGCCGUUCGAUAUGCCUUGCGUUUGUCUGCUGUCUAUUCACUAGCUGGACCUUGGGAUCUGCACUGCCUCCCGUCAGGAGGCAGGAUUCUCCCGCAGCACCGACCGCCAUCAACCCACCCUCGAGCACAACCAGCUCCCAUGCCAGCAUAACGAAUAUACCAGCGACUGGUGCGACGAGCUCUUCGAAUACUUAUUCAGCCACGGCAAACGCUACUACUGAUGGAAUUUACAAUAUUACCAUCCCACAGGGUGAGCUUCCCCUUGACCCGAUAAUUACACCAGCAUGGGGUGUUGCUGGCGUAAUACUCUUGGGGACAGGAGCUGUGUAUGCUCUUAUCGGAAUUAAGAUCCGGGUCUUGCACACCUUCUUCUCGACUGCCUUCCUCUCAGCUCUGGGCACCUGCGUCCUGAUAGUCUAUGUCAUGGUGCCACCCAUACCCGAUGGAAUUCAAGGAGCCUACCUGGUAGCGGUCGUCCUGACCGGUGUGGCCCUCGGAGGCCUCGCCAUGGUGUUCAAAGAGAUCACAGAAGGCUUGGGCUGUCUCUUGGGCGGCGUUUGUCUCAGCAUGUGGCUGUUGACGCUCAAAGAGGGCGGCCUUCUGACUGGCACGGGAACAAAAGGUGGCUUCGUGGCCGCUAUCGCGCUGGGUGCUUUUGCGUUUUACUUCAGUCACCACACUAGGCACUAUGCGCUCAUUGCCAGCACCUCAUUCUCGGGUGCGACAGCCGUUGUUCUGGGCAUAGACUCGUUCAGUAGAGCGGGGCUCAAGGAGUUUUGGGCUUACAUCUGGGCGCUCAACGACCGCAUAUUCCCCCUCGGCACAGUUACAUAUCCGCUCACAAGGGGGAUUCGCGUUGAGAUUGCUAUCACAAUCGUUAUCUUCCUCGCUGGGAUUGUGUCACAGCUCAAGUUGUGGCUCAUCAUCAAGCAGCACCGUCAGACGCAGGAAGCUGAGAGACUUGAAGCGCGGCGCAACUUGGAUGAAGAAGAGGCACGAGUAGGGAGGCAGAUUGAGGAGGCUGCUGCCGCUGACAGGCGGGACUGGGAGGCAAUUCAUGGCGAUGGUCAAUGCCAAGAGGGACAGACAGACUCUCCGACCAACUCGGCUAGCGGAUCGAUCACAAAUGAAAAGGGGAUCGCAACGGUCAAACAGGUGGAUUCUACUGCCCGGUCGACCGCUAUGGAAUCUGCAGAGGUGGAUGUGAACGGAGAAGACGAACAGGGCCAUACGAAACGUCUUCACAACAAUCCCAUGUCCAAGUCCAAUCUUACACUGGUGCACUACGAAGAAGUUGCGAAUCCAGAACCAGCGGUUGUGCCGCUCCCUUUCAGCCCGCCCUUGCCUAGAUACGGAGAAACCGGAAACGAUGACGAUGCAUCAUCGGUGGCAGCAUAUGCCGGGGAUGAGGAUGAGCAAGCAGCCGAUCCCGGUAGCAAUAAACGCUUGUCGUCAAGGCAAAUGUCUCAUGCCCCCGUCAUGACGAGGAGUCUGUCGCCGGGGUCUAGACGAGCAUCCCUCACGGAUACGAUGGAGCACGGUCAGAGCAGAGAGCUUCUGAUGACAAAGUCAGCCAUACCUGAUGACCAAAGAAGCUCCAUCGAGGCCACCUUUGAUGACAUGAGCACGGGAGAGAAAGAGAACGGGCCCACAAACGAGGAAAAGAGUGAGGUCACCGCAAGCCUGGCCAGGAAGCCGUCCUGCACCGACGUGGCCUCCGUGUUGGAGCUUACAACGGUUGCCACUGCAGAAGCCACAGUGCCUGCUCCUUCUGAGACUGGAAAGCAGUCGACAUUGGUCGAUGCGGUGCGACCUAGUCAAGACGGCGGAAGCAACAAAUGCCAUUCGCCCAAGCCUGCAGCCGAGACUGUGACAGAGAACGCUGGAGAAGUUGAUGAGCUAGUCAAGUCUCCUGGAGCUCCAAAGAAGGCUGUUUUGGCAGACGAGCUGCCCCAGGCAAUGUCCAGAGUUGCCAUGUCGCAUCGUACAAAUGAAUGGGCAAAGCACUUGAGUCUGGCAGAAGCCCCAGUACUUGAUGUUCUGAAGUUUGAGGACUUAGACUUGAGCGAGGCUGCCGAGAAGCCCAGGGUGGAAGAGCAGCCUGCACCUGUCAACACCGAGGAGCUUCAGCAGACGGCAAACAACGCGGCACUCCCGUUAGCUAUCAGCAGGCCUCCCAGUACAUUAUCAUUCUACCAGCCUCAAACGCCACAAGCAUUGACUCCGUCACAAUCUCGUCUGUCUUGGCACCCGGAUACCCAGUUCAAAGACGGUGGUUCGACACCGGCGGUCGCUGAUCCAGCCUACACGAGGACACCCUCAACAAGCCAACCGUCAGUUCCCGCAAUUGUCCCGAUACUGAAGCAGCCUCGAAGCUUGCGUCCCAUGCCUGCCACGACACCACCACCAAUGUUGGAUGCGAAGACCUUGCGCCGUCAAUCAGCAUCUCCAGGUCCAAGUGUCUCGGUCACGACACUCAGCCGAGAAGCGGUACCUGGCGUGGUUUCAUACGGAAGCCCUCAAACUCUAAUAGGUCAGAGAGACGUCAUAGUCAAGCGGAAAUCUAUCUUGGGGGGCCUUAACAGUGGUCUGAUGGAGUCCUUGCCUAUCGCUCACCCUGCCGGCGCCGGUGAAGCUGCCUUGUCAGCGACUACGAUGCCGUAUGCGGCAUCACCCUCGCCGUCCCCAUAUUCUACCUCUCCGUAUCAUAUGUCUGCGGAUGACCUGCCCAUGAGCAGACGUCGUGAGCUCAUGAUGCGACAGCAAAGUCUGCUCAGCUUGUCCGGGAACGAGGUUCUUCCGAACUCACCAUACAUCAUGCCAAACCGCAGCCAGAGCCGAGCCUCAAUCGGUAAUCUUUCAUACCUCACCGCCGCACCAGGACCGUCGGUCAGCUCAGACGCCCUCGCAUUCGACUCACACCAGCCGCGCAGGGCAUCGAUGGCCCCGUCGCCCGAGGUGCGCGAGUCGCAGCUGGCACACUUCCGCAACUCGCUUGCUGCUGAGAUGCGUGCCGGGCCUGCGCUCGGAGGCCGCCAGUCGCCAGCCCUGAGGAACGUCGUCGGUGUCGAGGCAGACAAUGCCAACGUCGAGUUGCACCGCGGGAUAAUGCUCGGCCAGCGAGACGCCGAGCUGCAAAAGCGCGAUAUCGAAAACACACAGCGCGUGUAUGCCGGGUUUGCACUCGAUGAAAGGAUGAGAAGCAGUGAAAUGCAGGAAGCGCAUCGGAAUAUCUUGAGGAAAAUGCAGGCUUCGGUCAAGGACUCAUAGCUGCUUGUUGGAGGAGAUGGGUGAUGAAAAGAGGUGGGGGAAAAAGUGUAGGAAGCGGGUUUGAACAUUCGGUAGCAGGAAAGAGGCCACUUAU
This is a messenger RNA of Pyricularia oryzae 70-15, 3379 nucleotides long. RefSeq lists its product as uncharacterized. NCBI's taxonomy places the organism in Eukaryota, Fungi, Ascomycota, Sordariomycetes, Magnaporthales, Pyriculariaceae. The record is from RefSeq and is a predicted model, not a curated record. The transcript is spliced from 2 exons. Bases 1 to 3285 code for a protein of 1094 amino acids.